Molecule: messenger RNA, 5833 nt
Organism: Salmo salar (Atlantic salmon)
Lineage: Eukaryota; Metazoa; Chordata; Actinopteri; Salmoniformes; Salmonidae
Product: pre-B-cell leukemia transcription factor 1
Biological process (GO): regulation of DNA-templated transcription
Cellular component (GO): nucleus
Molecular function (GO): DNA-binding transcription factor activity, RNA polymerase II-specific; DNA binding
Source: RefSeq, a predicted model, not a curated record
CUCGCUAUGUGCUGCCUUCCAGUGACUGCCGUUCCGUACUGUAUGCAACAAAAGCAAGCGGAUGGAAUAAAUCGAAAUAGCCUGCAAUUCAGCUUUCCAUAACUCACCUAAGAUACGGCGCUGUCUCUCGGAGAAAACGGGAUUGUGUUUCGGGAAGACACAGGCUCUGACACAUGAAAGGAAGAAGCGUCCAGAUUCAUAGUUGUAGUUGAAGUCUGCUUAUCUUUUACACGCAGUCUGAUCUGCACAAGGCAGCAUUUCAGAUCAGAUUUCAGAUUCACUUCAGACCAGCUGGAAGAGCAGAGAAAGCGAGAAAGAGGGCUUCCCCUCUGACUCUGUGUGUUGGAGAACUCCGGAGCGCGAGAGUGCGAACCAGAACGUGGAACCCCGAACCCGGGUGGGAAGGUCGGAAUUUGGUCAAGGAUUCUCUUUUGCGAGAUUGACACGGAGGUGAGAGCUUAUAAAUAGAUCGGAAGAAAUGGACGAGCAGCCGCGGUUGAUGCACUCUCAUGCGGGAGUAGGGAUGGCAGGGCACCCCGGCCUGUCGCAACACAUGGAAGGCACGGGAGGAACGGAAGGCGAUGGGAGAAAACAGGACAUUGGAGACAUUUUACAGCAAAUAAUGACCAUCACAGAUCAGAGUCUGGACGAAGCUCAAGCCAGGAAACACGCCUUGAAUUGCCACAGGAUGAAGCCUGCUCUCUUCAACGUCUUGUGUGAAAUCAAAGAAAAAACAGUGCUGAGUAUCCGUGGCGCCCAGGAGGAGGAGCCUCCAGAUGCCCAGCUCAUGCGAUUGGACAACAUGUUGCUGGCGGAGGGCGUGUCUGGACCGGAGAAGGGGGGCGGUUCUGCAGCGGCUGCGGCUGCAGCUGCAGCCUCAGGAGGCGGGGCAGGAGCGGAUAACUCAGCGGAACACUCGGACUACAGAGCCAAGCUCUCUCAGAUCAGACAGAUCUACCACACAGAACUGGAGAAAUACGAACAGAUGGUAUCCCAUGGCGGAUGGAGGGGGGAGAGUUACACAGGGAGUCAUGGCAACGGAAACAAGGCUUGUAACGAGUUCACAACCCAUGUGAUGAACCUGCUGAGGGAGCAGAGUCGCACGCGGCCCAUCUCUCCCAAGGAGAUAGAGCGCAUGGUGGGGAUCAUCCACCGCAAGUUCAGCUCCAUCCAGAUGCAGCUUAAACAGAGCACCUGCGAAGCAGUCAUGAUCCUACGCUCACGCUUCCUCGAUGCCAGACGGAAAAGACGGAACUUCAACAAGCAGGCGACAGAGAUCCUGAAUGAGUACUUCUACUCCCACCUGUCUAACCCCUACCCUAGUGAGGAGGCCAAGGAAGAGCUGGCCAAGAAGUGCUCCAUCACAGUUUCACAGGUUUCCAACUGGUUUGGAAACAAAAGAAUCAGAUACAAGAAAAACAUUGGAAAGUUCCAGGAAGAAGCCAAUAUGUAUGCUGCCAAAACUGCAGUCAACGCAACCAACGUUUCCUCACAUGGAAGCCAGGCUAAUUCGCCCUCCACCCCAAAUUCUGCAGGUUCUGCUGGCUCUUUUAACAUGUCAAACUCUGGCGACUUGUUCAUGAGCGUGCAGUCUCUCAAUGGGGACUCGUACCAAGGUGCUCAGGUUGGAGCCAACGUGCAGUCACAGGUGGAUACCCUUCGCCAUGUUAUCAGUCAGACAGGCGGAUACAGUGAGGGCCUCACAGCCAGCCAGAUGUACAGUCAACAGAGCAUCAAUGCAAACGGAGGCUGGCAGGAUGCAACCACCCCCUCAUCAGUGACAUCACCCACAGAAGGACCUGGAAGUGUUCACUCUGACACGUCCAACUGAUCCCUCCACCCUCCUCCUCCACCACCAUCCAGACACCCCCAACCUCCACCCUCGAUCAGCCAGCCCCCAGUCAGCUCCCCGUCAGAACUGGAGGUGACACUAGACUGGUCACAGAGCAGGAGACCUCUCUCUACAGGUGGGGACUACAGGAUGAAACGCCAUCAUCACCACCACAGACAGUUCUUCAUGUCUUAUGUCCCGUCUCUACAACCAACUAUGACACAGUCAGUCAGUAGCCUGAGUAGGGCUCUGUUCAGCCAUUUAUCUACGACCUCAUUCAUUGUCUGUCUGUACAGUUUUCUUCACCAGAUAUCCAUUUUGCCUCUGUGUGAUCAUCUGACUUAUAACACAGUAGGCAAAUAGUUACAACACGUAUACACAGUAUUGCCCGUAUCUUGUAGAUUGAAAUGCUUUUCUCACUACCUCUAUUGAAAAUAACAACAAAACAACAACUUCUAAAAAAGCAUUGUUUUUUUUUCUUUGUAAUUACUGACAUUGACAGUAGCUCCCAAUCUCCCUUGUCCUGUCUCAAGGCUUGUUUUGAGGACAGUUUUGCCUUUGUGACAAGUUUUACCCUAUAUAAUUACUUCAUUCCCAACAUUUGUUUUGUCCAUAGUGCCAAAGUUCAACACAGGAGGGGAAUUUUUAUAAUAUGACAUUGUGCUUGUGGAAAAAUACAUAUCCAUCUGACGUUUCACAUCACAUACCGUAGCUUAAUAACAUUUCUUGUUAGUAGAUAACAAUGGGAUGAUUUGAAAGGAGAACCUUGAGAUUUAAAUGUUCCUCCUCAUUUUAGGCAUUCUGUUUCAGAGCUUCUACAAUGGUCAAUAAAACAUGACACAUUUUUAGUGCAACAAUGGCGUGUGUUCUGUUCAAACUGAAUGAGUGGUCAACAAUGGCGUGUGUUCUGUUCAAACUGAAUGGUCAACAAUGGCGUGUGUUCUGUUCAUACUGAAUGAGUGGUCAACAAUGGCGUGUGUUCUGUUCAUACUGAAUGAGUGGUCAACAAUGGCGUGUGUUCUGUUCAUACUGAAUGAGUGGUCAACAAUGGCGUGUGUUCUGUUCAAACUGAAUGAGUGGUCAACAAUGGCGUGUGUUCUGUUCAAACUGAAUGAGUGGUCAACAAUGGCGUGUGUUCUGUUCAAACUGAAUGAGUGGUCAACAAUGGCGUGUGUUCUGUUCAAACUGAAUGAGUGGUCAACAAUGGCGUGUGUUCUGUUCAAACUGAAUGAGUGGUCAACAAUGGCGUGUGUUCUGUUCAAACUGAAUGAGUGGUCAACAAUGGCGUGUGUUCUGUUCAAACUGAAUGAGUGGUCAACAAUGGCGUGUGUUCUGUUCAAACUGAAUGAGUGGUCAACAAUGCAUAAGCAAAACACAAAAGAGUAACGGUAUGCUCCAGAAUGAAUGGAAGGGAUGGUUUGGAAGGUUAUAAAGAAAUGGAUCAUGUUUUGUCUAGCUUCAUGGUGAUUCUAGCUUCAUGGUGAUUCUAGCUUCAUGGUGAAUCCAGCUUCAUGGUGAUUCUAGCUUCAUGGUGAUUCUAGCUUCAUGCUGAUUCUAACUUCAUGGUGAUUCUAACUUCAUGGUGAUUCUAUCUACUGGAAUUCUAAUGCAUUUCCUGCACUUGACAUAUUGUUUGUGGACUGAGUAUCAGUUUAAAAAAUGUACCCAGAACACUUAAUCAGUGAGUACAUUAGCAUAAAUUAAAAUAAGCCAAUAUAAUGUUUUUAAGCACAGUCACUUCCAGUGAUUACCCUAUGAAGGGUAACAUAUGUAUUUGUCAAAGAGAAGAACACAGUACAGAGAACACACAUUAAUAAUAUGCUUAUAUCAUUUUCAUAUUUUGAACAUAUGGUGUGUGUACAUACACAUACAUACAUACACUACCACUAUCACUGUACAUCAGUGUUAUCAAAAUAGCCAAAUACUGCUGGUAACCAAAACCACUUGUGUAAGUGCAAAAAAGGCAUUUUAAUGUAAAUGUUCAUUCUGAUGUUGUGUAACCAGGUGGUAGUCAUGGAAUACACAACUAAACACAAUUCUGAAAUCUUUCUCAAAGUUACUCUUUUCCCUCAUAAUUUCGUGUUAUUGGUGCUAAUUAGUUUAUUUUUUUCAAUAGUAUAUUUCUGUCCAUUUCUUAUUGUCACUGAGUUUGAACAUCCGGUGUAUCAUCCUGUUUUUACAUUUUGGUUGUGAAGGUUGGUCUCUACUCACUCUUAUAUUACAGCUUUCUCCUAGCAUUUGACUUGAGUCGAAAUUAUGCAAAAAACCCAAAAUGGGAUAUUAGAUUUUUUCAUUUUGUUGUAGCUACAGUAUUUGCUUACACACAAUUACACAUUGCCUUCUUGUGCAAUUCAACAUAUCUACCCUACCAUUCCCUUGAUACCAAAAAAUAACUGCAGAAGCUUCAGCUCUAUAGAUUGGAUUCGGCUUAACCAAUUUCUUUUACCUUUAUUUAACUAGGCAAGUCAGUUAAGAACAAAUUCUUAUUUUCAAUGACGGCCUAGGAACAGUGGGUUAACUGCUUGUUCAGGGGCAGAACGACAGAUUUGUACCUUGUCAGCUCGGGGAUUUGAACUUGCAACCUUUCAGUUACUAGUCCAACACUCUAAGUAUUCAUCUCAUAGAAUUGUUCAGGUACUCUCUCUGUACUACAAAACCAAAAAUACACUAGUGUUUGUUUAUAGAUAUGAGAUGGAAAAGACUAACCCUGAUGGCACACAGACAGAUACAGAAGAUGUUGGGAUAUAUUGUUAUGUCCUCAUGUUGUGAAUAACUUGCAUCAUCAUUUUUUUUCUUUAUCGUUUUGCUUUUAUUUUGCGUGGUUACAGGAUUUACAGUACGUUACAUUUUAUUUUCUUGCUAGCAUCAUGUGAAUUUGCUAAAGAAUGCUCUAUAGAGUAUAAGUAGAUGUGCACCUUUAUUCUUGUGUUACAUUUUGGGGGGUAAUUGGACAGUAUCCAUUUUAAAACAAAGCAGCAACAGUAGGUCGUCAUUGUAAAUAAGAAUUUGUUCUUUACUGACUUGCCUAGUUAAAUAAAGGUUACAUUUCAUUAAAAAGUAAUGUUUGACAGACACAGACAGAUAGUAGGAAAGAGUUCCUCUCACAUUACAGAUAUAAUCCACUCACAGUUCACUUUGUACUUUCAGUCUAAAGCAUUGACACACAAGCUUGCUUCUAAAAUGUUUACUGUCUGUUAAUUAAAGGUGAUGUGAAAAGUUAGUGUCCAUCCAAAUCCGUAUACCAUGGUAACAGAUAUACAUUAUACAGUGUAACUACAAUACCACACAGCUGAAUCCACCAUAGUCCUUCUUUCACAAACAGUCCAUUUUAUAUUUGAUAUCAUUUUUGGAGACGUGGACGUGUACUAUGAUGAGUGAAGCAAAAUAUUUUUUCAGUUGACGGACAACAUGUGUACCCUAUAAGUGGACUAUGUUGGAGUGGUGUACCCUGGCCUUUCCAUCCAGAUGUUUGUUUUUUGUUGUUGAUCAUUUUAGCCAUGUGGCCAGCAGAACAAUAGCUUUUGUGAUGCAGUGCCCCUAAAAAAAAAACGUUACUCUACUUUUCACAUUGCCUGUCCAAUACCACCGUAUUAUUGAAAGCUUCAUGUAAUGAUGCUUUAGUCUUUGAAUAUAAAAGGAAAAAAAUACUAUAAAAAGAAAUAAGAAACUGUCAAAUUUGUCAACAUAAAAUGUUUUCUUUGUUGCAUGUAUUUUGUUCUUUAAUAAAAUACCGUACUGCAGUGUUUUUGAAUGUUACUUAUUUUUUUAUAAAGAUUUCAGAGUGAAAUCGUGGAGCCUUUUUCUUGACAGGUUUUAACUUUUAAGAUCUCUGCAAAUGUAAAAAAAGGUAUACAAAUGGAAACCGCAAAACUAUUGUCUUUUUAAUUCCUAUUUAAAACCGUUUUUCUGUGGAGAAAAAAAUUGCUAACAAGGUGUAGGUUUUAUGGUCUCUUUCUUUGUACUAGUAAUGCAUAUUCCAAAUAAAUUGUUUCUUUUGCUGCA